Molecule: messenger RNA, 1208 nt
Organism: Eurytemora carolleeae
Lineage: Eukaryota; Metazoa; Arthropoda; Copepoda; Calanoida; Temoridae
Product: sodium/potassium-transporting ATPase subunit beta-1
Biological process (GO): potassium ion import across plasma membrane; intracellular sodium ion homeostasis; sodium ion export across plasma membrane
Cellular component (GO): sodium:potassium-exchanging ATPase complex
Molecular function (GO): ATPase activator activity
Source: RefSeq, a predicted model, not a curated record
AAUAAGGUUUAGACAAGAUGGUUGCUGACAACAUUAAUCUUGGUGGUACAGCUAUCAAGCCAGUAGGCUGGGACAGGUCUGGAUGGGAAAACUUCAAGUACAUGUUGUACGACCCCAGCACAGGAGCCAUUCUAACCAGGACACCUAUGUCCUGGAUUAAAAUCAUUGCCUUCUAUAUUGUGUACUACACCCUUCUAGCUGGUUUCUGGAUUGGUUGUAUGCUCAUCUUCUUCCAAACCCUGCCAGACAACCAACCUAGAUGGCUUCUUACUGAAUCUCUGAUUGGAAACAACCCUGGAGUAGGAGUGAGACCGGGUACCUCUGAUCUCCAUAUUGACAGCAGUAUGUAUCUCCUAAACUCACAGGAUAAGGACAAGAGCCCAAGUAACAAGGAGGGCGAAGGAGAAAAGAACAUUGACUACGCCAGAAGAAUGGAAAUGUUUUUAAAGGGAUAUGACUCCAAAUCAGCUGGACUUGUCAGCUGUGAUGGCUCUGAUGAUAGAAACAACGGAAGGUGCAUCUUUGACCUAUCUGUAUUAGAAUCAUGUGGAACUUAUCCUUAUGGAUUCAUGCCUGUUGAUGGUAAGGUCCAUCCAUGCCUUUUCCUCAAGCUCAACAAGAUCUGGAAUUUUAGACCUAAGGGCAUCAAGGCUGCUAAUGUUGAUGAUCCUGAAUAUGAUGCUAUGAGCGAAGAGCUAAAGGAAAUUAUCCGUACUUCUGGUGAUGCAGACCAGGUUUAUAUUGACUGCAAGGGUCGCUUUCCAGCUGAUGUUGAGGGAGUCAAUCUAACAUAUUUCCCAGCUAACAGAGCUAUUCCAUCUUACUUUUUCCCCUUCUCCGGGGGUAACUACCAGUCUCCUCUGGUGGCAGUUAAGGUUGAACCUGUCCUGAAGGGAACUUUGCUUCAUAUUGAGUGUCGUGCCUGGUUUGAAGGUGUGGUUCACUCUGGAAAAGAGAAAGCGGGUCUUACUCAGUUUGAAGUUCUUGUCAGAUAACUGAACCAACCCAAACCAUUGUCAGCUGAUUUCCACGUGGUCUAUUAAGAAGUGUAUAGAAUGUAUUCCUGAUCUCUUUGGAUGUGUAGUUAUCAACUUGAUACAGUUAGUAAUCUGCUGAGGCUGUGAUGGAAUAUUUAUAAAUAUAUAAUUUAAUGCUGUCUGUUGAUUACUGCCAUGUUGAUAUUUUAUAAUAAAAUUGUUCUGAAUUAG